This is a messenger RNA of Pseudopodoces humilis (Tibetan ground-tit), 935 nucleotides long. NCBI's taxonomy places the organism in Eukaryota, Metazoa, Chordata, Aves, Passeriformes, Paridae. The record is from RefSeq and is a predicted model, not a curated record.
CCUUCCGCGCUUGGCGGCCGCGGCCCGGCCUUCUCUCCGCGCUCUCCAAGAUGGCGGUGUCCGGGACCCUGUACACGUACCCCGAGAACUGGCGGGCGUUCAAGGCGCUGAUCGCGGCUCAGUACUCGGGCGCGCGGCUCCGCGUGCUCUCGGGGCCCCCCCACUUCCACUUCGGCCACACCAACCGCAGCCCGCAGUUCCUGCAGAAAUUCCCGCUGGGAAAGGUUCCGGCGUUCGAAGGCGAUGACGGAUUCUGCGUCUUCGAGAGCAACGCCAUCGCCUACUAUGUGAGCACGGAGGAGCUGCGGGGCAGCACCCCCGAGGCGGCGGCGGCCGUGCUGCAGUGGGUGAAUUUCGCCGACAGCGACGUGGUGCCCCCGGCCAGCACCUGGGUGUUCCCCACGCUGGGAAUCCUGCACUACAACAAACAGGCCACCGAGGUGGCGAAGGAGGAGGUGCGGAGGGUCCUGGGGGUCCUGGACGGGCACCUGAGAACCAGAACCUUCCUUGUGGGGGAGAGAGUGAGCCUGGCUGACAUCAGCCUGGUGUGCGCCCUGCUCUGGCUCUACAAACAGGUGCUGGACCCCGCGUUCCGGGGCCCCUUUGGGAACGUGAACCGCUGGUUCCUGACGUGCCUGAACCAGCCCCAGUUCAAAGCCGUGCUGGGAGAGGUGACCCUGUGCCAGAGGAUGGCCCAGUUCGACCCCAAGAAAUUUGCGGAGAGCCAGGCCCGGAAGGAGAAGGAGCCCCCCAAGAAGGAGAAGGAGCCCCCCAAGAAGGAGAAGCCCCCCAAGAGGGAGGAGAAGCGGCCGGAGCCCGACGAGGACCUGGAUGAGUGUGAGCAGGUCCUGGCAGCUGAGCCCAAAGCCAAGGACCCCUUCGCACACCUGCCCAAGAGCCCGUUCGUCCUGGACGAGUUCAAGCGCAAAUCCUGA